GUUUGCUUCAAUUCGUCAACAAAAACAGUAAACAUUGCUUUCAUUUGACACAACCAUUGGAUCCAUUGAUGCCAUGGAUUGUCUUGAGAGUCAUCCAUCGCUUCCAAUGGAAAGACACGGCAGGAAACGGAAGAAGAGGCUAUUGAACACAAUCCGGGAACAGAUUGAGUUCUACUUCAGUGACGCAAACCUAAGACACGACCGAUUCAUGAGACAACUGAUUGGCGCCGAAGACCCGGACCUAAAGGGCAGACAAGCGGUCGAUUUGAAUGAGUUCUUGAAAUUCAACAAAAUCUCGGAAAUGACACAAAAUAUUCGUGACAUAAGUCUAGCGCUCGAGAGAUCCAAAUGUCUGUCAUUGGAUGAGAAGAGCGAUAAAGUGCAACGAAUGGAGCCGUUUGUGACCAGAGAUGUGAAUUGUGAUGAUCUGACCAUUUAUGUGGAACGGCUUCCGCCCAACGCUGACCACCACUGGAUUCGGUCGGUGUUCGCGCCCUUCGGUCCCAUUCAGUACAUAAAAGUCCCGCAUUUCAGACACAACAACAAUAUUAUGGGAUUUGCUUUCAUUGAGUUCGAGGACAAAGUGUCGGCAGAGAAGGCACUCAAACACUUCAACGCAUUGUCUUCCGAUGACAACCAAAAUAGUGAUCAAAUGGACAGUAAUAAU
Medioppia subpectinata is the source of this 667-nucleotide messenger RNA. NCBI's taxonomy places the organism in Eukaryota, Metazoa, Arthropoda, Arachnida, Sarcoptiformes, Oppiidae. The record is from the annotation of a GenBank genome assembly.